AUGCCCCCCAAGCUCGGUGCCACCUUUGUCCCUGGCGGCUUCGACGAUUAUUACCUGCCAGAAGUAGUGGCACCCUCUCCUCAAAGGGUCACUCCCCAGGUGCCGCAGGCCAUGCAGGACGACAUACAGCGAAUGGAGCUAGAGGCUGGAGACGUUCCCCCGCGAAGAGACAGCGACGGCGCCUCACACCAAACCAGCGAACCUUCGACAUAUUCGCAGCCGUUAUAUGCCGCCUCCGCAGCGACCUCCGACCAAAGCAAAAGAACCAGCGACUCUGCAAAGCAGUAUGCUAGCGCCUACCAAAAAGACGAUUCGCUUUCCGACCGCCUAGACUCGAUAUCCUUGGAAGGCGCCCCGUCCUUCUCGCCGUUUCCUAAAGUGGUAGGGGACAAUAUCCCGCCUGGAGAUGACGCCAAAGAAGAGAUUCUUUGGAACUCACGCAAGCACGUCCUCCACUCGCAGAAUGUCGCCAUGCAAAUCAGCUGGGCUAGAGACGUUCUCAACUGGGUCGAAAUUUCUGUCGAAGCUGCGGCCCGCGAGAAUGCUGGAGUGCCACGCCCAUCAACCCCUCGCACCGAGCACGAGCUCCGUAUCGACGCCAUCAACGUCGUCAACUAUCUCGCCGACCAAGAGCACCCCGAUGCAUUAUAUAUGCGCUCCAAGUGGCUGGAGUUUGGAAAAUUCGGAAAUAGAAUUGACAAGCGGGAAGCAUAUAACGGAUACGCCCGCGCCUCCGCCCUCGGACAUACUAGAUCCGACUAUCGCAUCGGCAUGCUCUACGAGCAAUCCAACGAAAUUUCCAAAGCAAAGGAACACUACUAUAAGGGCAUGAGCCUUAAGGACUCGGCUGCUCUCUACAGAAUGGGGAUGAUGAGUCUGAUGGGACAACACGGCGAGUCGAAGGACUAUGCUGGGGGGCUGGAGCGAAUUCGUCUCGCCGCUGAAAGCUCAGAUGAAGAUUUUCCCCAGGGCGCCUACGUGUAUGGCAUGCUUAUCGCACGCGAUCUGCCCAAUAUCACUCUACCGGAAGGCUUGCUCCCCCCCAACAUGGAAACUGCUAGGAUGUACGUCGAAAAGGCAGCAUACCAGGGAUUCUCCCAAGCACAGCUGAAGAUGGGUAAAGCAUAUGAGCUCUGCGAGCUCGGCUGCGAAUUCAAGCCUGCAUAUUCGCUGCAUUACUAUGGUCUUGCCGCUAAGCAAAACCUUCCUGAGGCGGCACUGGGCGCGAGCCGAUGGUUCCUUUUUGGCUACGAGGGAAUCUUUAAAAAGAACGAGGAGCUCGCCUACAAAUAUGCCCGAGAGGCCGCAGAGGCCAAGCUACCAUCCGGAGAGUUUGCAAUGGGAUACUACCAUGAGAUUGGUAUUCACGUCAACAAGAGCCUCUCUGAGGCGAAGACAUGGUAUGAGCUCGCCGCCGAGCAUGGAAACACCGAUGCUAUCGGCCGAUUGGAAUCUCUCGAACAGGAUAAAACCCUGUCAAAGAAAGACCACGAAACGACGACGCUCACUAGGAUCAAGUCCCAACACGGCUCAAUGCGGGGCAAGCGACCGGAGCGUUUUGCUCAAGCCCCAAAACAACAUUUACCUACUCUGAAUGAGGCCGAAACUGGCGGCAAGCGCUCUAACGGCGUCUCCCCUAUGCCAUCCCCGGGCGCCAAGCCCACCAUCGUCUCAGAACACGCCGACUUCCCUGAUCCGUCUCGAGCUUCUGUACUGGGUGGUCUCGAUACUGCUCCCGCUUUUAGCCUCCGCUUGGAUUCGAAGCCCGACCGACCGCACUCCGCAGCGCCAUAUCCCGUUGAUGAUCACCCCGCGCCCCUAAAUGUGAAUCGACCCAAGUUCAGUGCACCAUACCCUGAUGAUGAGCCCGCCGGAAGUUUUAUUCAGCCCUCCCAAGGACUUGGUCCUCAAGCAGACCGCCCAUUGAGCGCAUUUGGGAUCCGCACGUCGAGCAUCAGCGGCGGCGAGGUGCCCAUCAACCCCCAGGCUGGCAACCGGUACCCUAGCGGUUCAACCAAUGCUGGUCGUGGUCAACCCGGACCAGGCCCUGGUGGCUAUCGACUACCACCCGCUGGUACCCAUCCUGGUGAAAUGAAUUACCAGCGACCCGCCACAACACAGCCAUAUCCCAGCGAUACUUCGCCUCCAAACAAGCUGCAGCACCCCCCACGUCAGUCGUACGGAGGGAUCCCCCCUGCUGGCUCGCAGCAGGGAUACGAGUUUGCACCCCGAACUAGCUCGCGGCCUCAGCAUGACGCACCUCCUCCGCCACAACAUAUGGGCCAGCAGACAUACUCAGCACGAGUUCCGCUGGCUGCCGUUGGUAGCACUGGGAGACCAGAUAGAUACGGGUCUUUACCACCUCAAGAUCCCAGACAAUCCAGAGUAUCCACAGGGUUGGGCACACCAGACUCAUCGCGUCACAGUAGUGGUCCAAGCCCCGGACCCGGAGUACCAGCGCACGGUCGAGUAGCCACAGCACCGCCGGGAGGAUCCCGGCCGCCGCCACCGAAAGCUGAGAAACCUGCUGCUUCUACACCGAAGCCCAGCAAAGGCCCCGCCACUUUCGAAGACAUGGGCAUCCCUCAGGGUAAAAACGACGGCGAUUGCGUUGUCAUGUAA
Cordyceps fumosorosea ARSEF 2679 is the source of this 2622-nucleotide messenger RNA. Its product is annotated as Tetratricopeptide-like helical. Gene Ontology annotation, molecular function: protein binding. Bases 1 to 2622 code for a protein of 873 amino acids. Lineage: Eukaryota; Fungi; Ascomycota; Sordariomycetes; Hypocreales; Cordycipitaceae. The transcript has 3 exons. The record is from RefSeq and is a predicted model, not a curated record.